UGCAGGAGGUUUUUGUAUAUGUUCGGCGCACGAAAGGCUUGAACAGGUUAGAAAUUUAUCCGUGGAGCAUAUCUUUAGGAAAGCUAUGUUUGUCCUUUCUCUCCUAUUCCUGUUGCUGUCUGUCGACACCGCGUCCUUCACUCCCGCGAGGUCCGGGCGGAGUAGAAGGGGUCUGCUGGAACUUGAUGGAAUCGUUAAGUGUGGCACUGGGAGAUCUUCUCUGGCCUACAUCAUGUACGGCUGCUACUGUGGCUUGGGGGGGCAGGGCUGGCCCAGGGACAAAGCAGACUGGUGCUGUCACAGACACGACUGCUGUUACGAAAAGGCCGAGAUGGUCGGAUGCCAGGUCCAGGCACAGAAAUCCCCCUGGGCUUGCGAGACGGCCCCCAUCUCCUGCGAAUCGCUGAAGGACAAGUGUGAGAAGAUGCUGUGCAGGUGUGACAGGGAAGUAGCUAAAUGCUUGAGAAAAGCACCCUUCAUUUCAGACUACGCAGUGUGGCCAGACUUCCUCUGUGGAUUUGAGUACCCAACGUGCAAUUAUUACUGAAGCAAUGAACGCAUUUCAUGUUGCAGUAUUGCUGCCUCACUUUAUAGUUAAAACAGCAGCAAAGAGAAAUAUUAAAAGCGAUAUUUGGAGAUAAACACACACAGAAACCAUAAGAUGGGUGUAAAAAGCAGCAACUGUUUUGUCACCAUUGUUUUCAAUCUAUUGAAAACGCCCAGUGGAGAUUCAAGUUCUUCCGGAAUAUUCGGUCACAAAUUGCUUUUGACCAAAUAAAUGAUGCAGAAGAUUCUAUAUCAAA
Messenger RNA from Brienomyrus brachyistius, 803 nucleotides. RefSeq names its product phospholipase A2-like. NCBI's taxonomy places the organism in Eukaryota, Metazoa, Chordata, Actinopteri, Osteoglossiformes, Mormyridae. Bases 86 to 547 code for a protein of 153 amino acids. Gene Ontology annotation, molecular function: phospholipid binding; calcium ion binding. The record is from RefSeq and is a predicted model, not a curated record. The transcript is spliced from 4 exons. Gene Ontology annotation, biological process: arachidonate secretion; lipid catabolic process; phospholipid metabolic process.